AAAGCAAUUGUGUCUGGUAAUCCGACACCAAGUGUUCAUUGGACAAGAAGAAAUGGAGAAGUAACAGAACCAGAGAGAUACAAAAUUGUAUCUGAUCCAGCCACGCCUUAUGAACACUACAUAGAGAUGCCGGAAGUAUCUUCAGAACAAGCUGAUACCUACAAAUGCUUUGCCACCAAUGAGUAUGGAAAAGCUGUGGUCACCGCUAACCUCAAUGUAAUUGAAAUGGGAUAUAAGAAGGGCAAGGCUAUGAAAGAUGCACGAGCAGCUGCUGUGAAGCCACCUGAAGAUUUCAAAAACUCCUAACAAAAGUGGUUGUAACAUCAGACAAAGAUGACAAAAAAGAGGGAGAAAUCGAUCCAAGGUUUUGGGAUGUGUUGAUGAGUGCCGACAAGAAAGACUAUGAGAAAAUCUGUGCUGAGUUUGGAGUCACUAACUUCCGCUGGAUGCUGAAGACACUGAAUGCGAAGAAGGUUGAGAGGGAGGAAGAACAAGGAAAGUAUGUUGAAAAGCUCAGCAAUCUGAAACACAUUGAAGUAAAACCUGGUGGAGGUGCAGAGUUUGAAUUUGAGAUGUCGCUUAAAGACCCCAACGUCAAGAUCUUCCUGUUCAAGAAUGGAGUAAUGGUUCCGUUCAGUGUCGAAACAGAAGAGAAGCAUUUUCUGAAGAAAACGGGAAGAAAAUUUACAUUUGGCAUUAAGGAUCUUGCUGGAGAUGAUGAAGGAUUGUACCAAGUGAUGGUGGAGGGGGUACUUAUCUUCUCAACUGACUUCAAAGUUCCAAUGGUGGAUUUCCUGGUCAAAAUUCAGGAAGUGAAGGCCACGGAGAGAGAGGAUGCCGUGUUUGAAUGUGUCCUGUCAUCACCCAUGUCAAAGAUUCAAUGGACGGGGAGGAAUCAACCGUGUGAACAAGGGGAGAAGUUUGACAUUGAAGUGUCAGAGGACAUGCUCAUUCAUAGCUUGGUUGUGAAGGACUGUGCGAAACUGGAUGGUGGUAUCUAUUCAGUAUGUGCAGGGAUCAAGUCUUGCAAUGCCUUUCUUGUUGUGGAGGACCCAGGAGUGCACUUUACCAGUGGAUUGUCAGACAUCAGUGUUAAUAUGGGCAACAGAGGUGAACUGGAGUGUAAACUGAGCAGUGAAAACUGUGAAGGAAUCUGGUACAAAGAUGGAGAAGAGAUAGAAGCAUCAGAUGAUAUUGAGAUGAAACAUGAUGGGGCCUUUCACAGGCUUAUACUGAAGAACUGCAAGGAGGAAGAUUCUGGCAAAUACCGAUUUGAAGCUGAUGGACGUAAAACAGAAUCCAUGCUCAUUGUAGAGGAUCCACCCAGAGUAAACCCAGAUGACCUGGCUGAUUUCUCAAAGCCCGUCAUAAUAAAGGUUGGCCAAAGCGCUACCUUCAAGCUGUCUAUUAUGGGUCGUGACCCAAUGAAGAUCUAUUGGUACAACGAAGGUGAGGAGUUGGUGGAGGACAAACACAUCAACAUUGAGAAGUCGCUCACACACAGUCGCCUCCUCCUCAGCAAGUGCCAGCGGAAAGCCACAGGAGAAAUCAAGAUCAAGAUCAAAAAUGAAUGUGGAACCAUUGAGGGCAUAUCCAGGUUGAUUGUGCUGGACAGACCAAGCCCUGCCCUAGGACCUGUGGAGAUCAUUGAAGCUUCUUCGGCUGUACUUGACUUUAAAUGGAGGCCUCCCAAAGACAAUGGUGGCUCUCCUGUGAUCAACUACAUCCUGGAACGACAGCAGCUGGGCCGUAACUCCUGGAUGAAGCUGGGUCAGAUCCCUGGAGAGCCCAAAUACAGGGACACCGAUGUAGACCAUGGAAGGAAGUACUGCUACCAUAUCAGGGCUGUGACUGAGCAGGGCAUAAGUGAAAUGAUGGAGACUGAUGACAUCCAGGCCGGUACAAGAGCAUAUCCCGGACAACCUUCCUCACCCAAAGUGAUCAGUGCCUUUGCAAACUGCAUCAAUCUAGAAUGGGUUCCCCCUUCCAACACUGGAGGAACUAAUAUUCUAGGUUACCACCUGGAGAAACGCAAGAAGGGCAGCAAUCUAUGGGGUUCAAUCAACAAUGUGAAAGAGCCAAUCAAAGGUCAAGGGAUUGCAGUGAAAGACGUUAUUGAGGGAAUAGAGUAUGAGUUCCGUGUUGCAGCUAUCAACAUAUCUGGUGCUGGAGAGCCAAGUACCCCCUCUGAAUUUGUUUUUGCAAGAGACCCAAAGAAGCCCCCCGGUCAAAUCAAUGACCUGAAGGUGACAGACUCCACCUACACCACCUUGUCCCUGGGUUGGACUAAACCCAUAGAGGAGGAAGGGGUCCAAGAUGAAGCCAAGGGAUACUUUGUGGAGAUCAGACCAGCAGCAAACCCAGAGUGGGACCGCUGUAACAAUAACCCCAUCAUCAUUACCUCCUAUAACAUUUUGGGUCUUAAGUCAAUGGCAAUGUACUGGGUGAGAGUGAUCGCCACCAAUGACGGGGGAGAAGGGGAGCCGCAAGAGCUGGACAACUACAUCCUGGCUAUGCCUCCCCCAGUGAGACCACAUUUCACUGAUCGCAAAAUGAAGAGCUUCAUGGUUGUGAGAGCCGGGAAUUCUGCUCGAAUCAACAUCAACUUUGUGGCUUCUCCUAUGCCAAACAUAACGUGGCUAAAGGAUGGGAUGCCAGUAUCAAAACUUGUAACCAUUAGCAACUCCGAUAAUACAUCCCAGCUCCUAAUCUCCACAUCUGAGCGUCCCGACACAGGAAUCUACACCAUCAUCGUCAAGAACAUGGUUGGUCAGGAGACCUUCAGUAUCGAAAUCAGAGUCACAGAUGAUCCCAAGCCUCCCGGCCCAGCGGAGUUGGAACAGAAUGUUCCUGGAACAGUGACUGUGACCUGGACUCCCUCCCCAGACGAGAGGAGGGACGACAGGCUGCACUAUAUAGUGUCCAGACGUGACUCCGUCAAGCGAAUGUGGCAAACUGUAGCCGACCACCUCUUCAACAACAAGUUCACAGCCCUCAACAUCAUGGCUGGACGAGAGUACUACUUCCGUGUCUACGCGAAAAAUGACAUGGGUCUCUCUGAGCCUUCUGAGUCGCCAACCUGGGGAGUGACCAAGAAAAAAGAUAAGUUCUCAAUGGCUUGCAGCUCAAUCAAGAGCCUCAACUUUGAGUCAGCGCCAUCAUUCUUAGUUCCACUGAAAAUGCACAGCACCCCUGAGAGCUACGAGUGCUACAUGAGCUGUGCUGUCAGAGGGGACCCAACACCUCAUGUCACAUGGUACCGCAACAAUAUCAGCCUCAACACCAACACCAACUAUCUUAUCACCAACACCUGUGGGGUCUGCUCCAUGCUUAUACUGAGGGUUGGAACCAAGGACACUGGAGAGUACAAAGUCAUCGCAGACAACGCCUUGGGCAGGGCAGAGUGCUCCACCAAACUCACAGUCAACGGUAUAAAAAAAUAA
Molecule: messenger RNA, 3443 nt
Organism: Oncorhynchus nerka (sockeye salmon)
Lineage: Eukaryota; Metazoa; Chordata; Actinopteri; Salmoniformes; Salmonidae
Product: immunoglobulin-like and fibronectin type III domain-containing protein 1
Exons: 19
Coding region: 381-3443 (1020 amino acids)
Molecular function (GO): protein binding
Source: RefSeq, a predicted model, not a curated record